GUGAAGGAUGUAAUGAAAGACAUUAUGGCUGACUUGCAGCAGACGAAUAGUGAAAAGAUCUUACUUAGCUGGGUGCGCCAAUCAACUCGCAAUUACCCACAGGUCAACGUUAUCAAUUUCACCAGCAGUUGGUCUGAUGGAUUGGCUUUUAAUGCACUCAUCCACAGUCACAGACCGGAUCUGUUUGAGUGGAACAGUGUUCUGAGCCAACAAUCUGCUGUUCAGCGGCUGGAUCAUGCAUUUAACACUGCCCAGCAGCACUUGGGAAUCGCAAAUCUCCUCGAUCCUGAUGAUAUUGCAACAGCUCAUCCUGACAAGAAGUCCAUUUUAAUGUAUGUUACAUCACUCUUCCAAGUCCUGCCACAAAAAGUCUCCAUUGAAUCCCUACGGGAAUUGGACACCUUACCUCGCCAAAUAGUUACUCCAGAAGAGCAUAUUAGACAUUUUGACCAGCGUCAUUUCUCUCAGCAAAUCACUGUCAAUGUAGCACAGGGACGUGUGCACACUCCUUCACCUCCUCCUAAACCUCGCUUCAAAAGCUAUGCCUACACGCAAGCUGCUUAUGUCAUGUACCCUGACCAAAAAGGGAGACAGUUCCCUCCACAGCAAGUACAAGGCGUGGGUGACCGGCCAUAUGGAAUGUUAGUGAUGGAACCAGAAGUGGAUCUAGAAAGUUACCAGUCAGCAUUGGAAGGAGUGCUCUCUUGGCUUCUUUCUGCAGAAGAUGCUUUACAGAACCAAGGAGCAAUUUCUGACAGUGUUGAAGAAGUCAAAGAACAGUUCCAUACUCAUGAGGACUUUAUGAUGGAAUUAACAUCUCACCAGGGAAAUGUUGGAGAAGUUUUGCAAGCUGGAAGUCAACUGUUAGUUGUUCGGAAACUUUCUGAUGAUGAAGAGAAUGAAAUUCAGGAACAGAUGAAUCUCCUCAAUUCCCGAUGGGAAAGUCUCAGGUUGGCAAGUAUGGACAGGCAAAGCAAUUUACAUAAAACUUUGAUGGACCUGCAAAAUCAGCAGCUGCAACAGUUAAGCGACUGGCUUUUACAAACAGAGAAUCGUAUUAGGAAAAUGGAAUUGGAAAUUUUGGGUCCUGACUUAGAAGAUAUAAAGCGUCAAAUAGAAGAACAUAAGGUUUUGCAGGAUGACUUGGAGCAAGAGCAAGUUAGAGUAAAUUCUCUCACUCAUAUGGUGGUAGUGGUGGAUGAAGCAAGUGGAGAUAGAGCUACAGCUGCCUUAGAAGAACAGUUACAGCACUUGGGAGACCGUUGGGCUGCCAUAUGCAGAUGGACAGAAGACAGAUGGAUUCUUUUACAGGAAAUUCUUCUGAAAUGGCAACAUUUUGCUGAGGAACAGUGCCGAUUUGAUGCCUGGCUUAUAGAAAAAGAGGAGAUGAUUAACACCAUUCAGAAUACAGAGUUGAUGGAUCAGAAUGAAACGCUUUCCAACUUAAGAAAAUUAGCGAUCUUGAAAGGAGAACUAGAAAUGAAAAAGAAGACAAUGGAUACAUUGUGCACACUAAGUCUGGAUCUGUUUUCCACAUUAAAAAAUAAGACGGUGUCACAGAAAAAUGAUGCCAGGCUGGAGAACUUUGCUCAGAGGUGGGAUGAUCUUGUGCAGAAACUGGAGAACAUUACCAAGAAGAUUUCACAGGCUGUCACCACCACUCAGACAUCACUAACACAGACAACUGUAAUGGAAACUGUAACUAUGGUGACCACCAGGGAGCAAAUUCUUGUUAAGCAUGGUAAGGACGAACUCCCGCCGCCUCCACCUCAGAAGAAAAGACAGAUCCUUGUGGAAUCAGAACUUAGGAAGAGAUUUGAUGUAGAUUUAACAGAACUGCAUAGUUGGAUGACCCGCUCUGAAGCUGUUCUGCAAAGCCCUGAAUUUGCAAUACUUCGGAAGGAAGGAAACCUCUCAGACCUCACAAAGAAAGUUAAAGCCAUAGACAGAGAGAAGCCAGAGAAGAACAGAAAGCUUCAAGAGGCCAACAGGAAUGUCCAGGCACUUACUGAACAGAUGCUGAAUGAUGGCCUUAAUGCAGACAACAUCAAACAAUCAUCUCAACAUUUGAACAGCCGGUGGACAGACUUCUGUCAGUUACUGAGUGAGAGACUUUCUUGGCUGGAAUAUCAAAAUAGCAUCAUUGCCUUUUACUCCCAGUUACAACAAUUGGAACAGACAGCAAUUACAGCUGAAAACUGGCUAAAAGCACAAAGUAUAACAGCCUCCGAGGCAGAAGCAGUCAAAACACAGUUACAAAAAUGCAAGGAUGAAGUUGCCCGUUUGUUAGCUAUCAAGCCUGAAAUUGGAUCCUUGCAAGUCCAGGGAACAAAAUUAAAAGAAACGGAGCAAGGCCCAAUGUUUUUGGAUGCAGAUGUAGCAGCUUUUCUCAACCACUAUAAUCAAGUUCUUUUCAACUUGCAAUCUAGAGAAAAACAGCUUCAGAAUAUUUUAGGUAGUUUACCUCCAAUACAAUACAAGGAGAAAAUGAGCACUAUCCUUCUAUGGAUCCAGCAGUCUGAAACCAAACUUGCUAUACCUCAGGUCACUGUUACUGAAUGUGAAAUCAUGGAACAAAGACUCAGGGAGCUAAAGGCCUUACAAAGUUCCCUGCAGGAGCAUCAGGCUGAUAUGAAUUAUCUCAGCAAAACUGCAGAGGAAUUAUCAAGCAAAGCACCUGCUGAUUUGAAACAAAAAUACUGGGCAGAAAUUGAUCAAGCCCAGGGCCGUUGGAAGUCAUUAUCAAAUCAGCUAGCAGGACAAUGCCAAAAAUCAGAAGAGUUACUAAAUAAACAUAGACAGUUCCAGAAUGAUAUGAAAACAUUAAACAAAUGGAUGGCUGAAGUAAAUGUUUUCCUUAAUGAAGAAUGGCCAGCCCUUGGGGAUUCAGAAGCACUUGAAAAACAACUAGAACAAUGUAGCGCAUUAAUAAAUGAUAUCCAGACAAUACAGCCCAGUGUAAGCAGCGUGAAUGAUGUUGGAGAGAAUUUGAUUAGCAAAGCUGAACCAAAUUAUUUGCCCAAGAUGAAAGCUGAACUUAAAAAUCUCAAUGACCAGUGGGAUCACAUAUGCAAACAGGCCCAUACGAAAAAAGCAGCAUUGAAAGGUGGCUUAGAGAAAACUGUAAGUCUCCGGAAGGAUCUGUCUGAAAUGCAAGAAUGGAUAACGCAAGCUGAAGAGGAAUAUUCUGAGAGGGACUUUGAGUACAAAACGCCGGAGGAACUUCAAAAGGCAUUGGAAGAACUAAAGAGGGCAAGAGAAGAAGCUGCACAGAAGAAGGAUAAAGUUAAGCUUUUAACAGACUCUGUGAGCAAUUUCAUUGCAACAGCACCACCUAAUGCCCAUGAACCUUUAAAGAAAGAGUUGAGCGUUCUAGUUAACAACUAUGAACGGCUUUGCAGCAGGCUGAAUGGAAAGUGUGAAACUCUAGAGGAGGUAUGGAAGUGUUGGCAAGAACUAUUAUCUUAUUUAGAAGCUGAAAACAAGUGGAUUGAUGAAGUUGGGGAAAAGUUAAAGGCAACAGAGGGUGUGAAGGGAUCACCCGAGGAAAUCUCAAAGACCUUAAAGUCUAUAGAAAAGAUUAUGAAACACCCUGAAGACAAUCGCAAUCAAAUUAAAGAACUUGCACAAACAUUGACAGAUGGAGGUGUGAUGGAUGAAUUGAUCAAUGAAAAACUAGAGAUGUUCAAUACACGUUGGGAUGAAGUACAGCAGGAGGCUGUAAGGAGGCAAAAGGUUCUUGAACAAAGUAUUCAGUCUGCCCAAGAGACUGACAAAGCUAUUCGCCUUAUUCAGGAAUCCCUUGGCACCAUAGACAGACAACUGACGGCCUAUAUUUCUGACAGAAUUGAUGCAGGCCAAGUUCCCCAAGAAGCACAGAAAAUACAGUCAGAGUUAUUAAGCCAUGAGAUUAGUUUGGAUGAAAUGAAAAAACGAAUCCAGGGAAAAGAAAUGUCUAAAAAAGUUAUUUUGCAGAUUGAAAUUGCUCAGAAAAAGUUACAAGAAGUUUCCACCAAGUUUAGAUUAUUUCAAAAACCAGCAAAUUUUGAGCAGCGUCUUAUAGAAUCUAAAAGAAUUUUGGAUGAAGUGUACUUCGAAUUACCAGUUCUGGAUAUGAAUAGUGUGGAGCAGGAUGCUGUCCAAACUCAACUUGAUCACUGUAUGAAACUGUACAAAAUUUUAAGUGAAGUUAAAUCAGAAGUGGAAACAGUAAUAAAGACUGGACGUCAAAUAGUUCAAAAACAGCAAACUGAGAAUCCAAAAGAUCUGGAUGAGAGGCUGACUUCAUUAAAACUACAGUACAAUGAGCUAGGAGCUAAGGUGACUGAGGCGAAGCAGGUCUUGGAAAAAUGCCUAAAACUAUCGAGGAAGCUAAGAAAAGAGACAACCAGCUUGACUGAAUGGUUAGCAAUGAUAGACACAGAAGUUACAAGGAGAUCCUCUGAGGAGGGAAUGCCAAGUAACUUAGAGGAAGAAAUUGCCUGGAGCAAGACAAUACAAAAAGAGAUGGAAAAACGACAACAGCAAUUAAAGAACAUCCGAGACUUAGGGGAUUCACUCAAGGCAGUGAUUGGUGAAAGCGGCAAUCUGGUUGAUGAUAAACUUAGUCUACUGAAUAGCAAUUGGCUGGCUGUAACAUCAAGAGUUGAGGAAUGGUUCCGCCUUUUAUUGGAAUAUCAAAAGCAAAUGGAGUCCUUUGAUCAAGGCAUUGCUAGCACUACAGCUUGGAUGUACCGUGCUGAAAUAUUGCUAGAUGAUAUGGACAAACAGAAACCACAGCAGAGUGAAGAGACCCUGAAGCUACUGAAGUCUGAGCUGAAUGAUAUUCAGCCGAAGGUGGAUUUAAUACAUGACCAAGCUGCAGAGCUAAUGACAAACCGUGGUGAUAAAUGCAAGAAGAUAGCAGAAAUCAAGUUGUCUGAACUCGAUCAACGAUUUACUCCAAUAUCACAAAGAAUUAAAACAGAAAAGCCCAUGGUUUCUUCCAAAGAGCUGGAACAGUUUCAUUUUGAUAUGCAGAAAUUGCUUGAACCACUGGAGGCUGAAAUUCAACUUGGAGUGAAUCUCACUGAAGAAGACUUCAAUAAAGAUAUGAGUGAAGACGAUGAUAGCCAAGUGAAAGAACUGCUGCAAAGAGGGAACAACCUUCAGCUAAAAAUUUCAGAUGACAAAAAGAGGGAUGAAAUCAAGAUAAAACAACAGCUAUUGAAGGCUAAACAUAACACUCUCAAGGAUUUGCGAUCACAAAGAAGGAAAAAGGCUUUGGAGAUUUCCCAUCAGUGGUAUCAAUACAAAAGACAAUCUGAUGAUUUACUGAAAUGUUUGGAUGAUAUUGAGAAGAAAAUCGCUAGUCUUCCAGAACCCAAAGAUGAGCAGAAGCUGAAGGAGAUUGAUGGAGAAUUGGAGAAGAAGAAAGAAGAACUGAACGCAGUAAACAGACAAGCUGAACGUUUGUCUAAGGAUGGGGCUGCCAAAGCAGUGGAGCCAACACUGAUCCAUCUUAACAAACGCUGGCGAGAAAUUGAGAGCAAAUUUGCUCCUUUCCGAAGACUGCACUAUGCACAAAUUCAAACUGUUCAUGAAGAAAGCACUCGUUCAAUGAUUGAGGGAAUGAAAGUGGAUGCCUCUUAUGUGCCUUCUACAUACCUGGCAGAGAUUGCACGCUUCCUGCAGUCUAUUGCUGAGGUUGAUCUUCUACUCAACUCUUCAUGUUUCAAUAAAAAAGACUGUGAAGACCUUGCCAAACAAGAUGAGUGUCUCCAGAACUCCAAAGAAAUCCUUGGAAGAAUGUCAACUCAAUAUGCGAUCAUUAAGAGCAAAAAGAGCCCAGUUCUCCAGUCUGCUACCCUGAAGGAGAGUGAGAAGGUUCACGAAAAAAUAGCUGAGCUUUCAUUCAACUGGGACAAUGUCAACAAGCUAUACAAAGAACGGCAAGAGAGGUUUGACAGAUCGCUGGAGAAGUGGAUGAAACUGCAGGAUGACAUGAAUAACCUCAACCAGUGGCUAACUGAAGCAGAGACAAUUCUUUCUGAGUCCCAAGGUGAUCCAAGAGAUACAGAGAAACUGAGACAACAGCAACAGAGGGUAAAGGCACUUGAAGAUGGCAUAGAGCAGCAGCAAGCUACUGUUAGAGCACUGAAUGUAUGUGGAGGAGAGGUUGCUGAGCAGUCCUCAACUGCUGACGCGUCUCGUAUUAAGGAGAAUUUAGAUGCACUAAAUUCUCGCUGGUGUAUAAUCUACAGGAAGCUUAAUGAAAGAAGACGAAGGUGGGCCCUUAACCAAGAGGACACUGGAUACUGA
Molecule: messenger RNA, 6300 nt
Organism: Nanorana parkeri
Lineage: Eukaryota; Metazoa; Chordata; Amphibia; Anura; Dicroglossidae
Product: dystrophin-like
Exons: 41
Coding region: 13-6300 (2095 amino acids)
Biological process (GO): synaptic signaling
Cellular component (GO): plasma membrane
Molecular function (GO): protein binding
Source: RefSeq, a predicted model, not a curated record